AUGUGGACCGGGAUACUAAAUGGCAGAAUAAUUGGACCUUUUGAGCUGCCAGAGAUUUUGAAUGGACAAGUUUAUUUGGAUUUUCUUCAAAAUACUUUACCAGAUUUAUUAGAAGACGUGCCACUGAACAUUUACAGAGAAAUGUGGUUCCAGCAAGAUGGCUGCCCAGCGCACUAUGCCCGUUUAUGCCCGCGCUCGCUAUUAAAUCAGGGCGAGAGGUGGGGAGGGGGAGUCGGCGGGUGGGGUUUGUUUGCUAGGCCGAGGGCGGUUUCAGUCUGGCGCGAACGCUCGCGCGGUGUGGAUGUGCGCGCGGUGACCGCGUGUGUACGGAGUUGGCGGGAACAUUCCCGCCCACAAAACGACAAAAUAUUUUCAGACGCUAAUAAGCUGGCGAGCGGCGGUGGCGGCGGCCGAGGUCUCUUCUGCUACCACUGCCCGCCGAGUCUGCCACCGCACCAACACAGACUGCCCGCCCUGGAGUACCCUUUCACCGCCUCGCAUCCUUACACGAGUUACUCGUACCACCCGGCGAUCCACGAUGACACGUUCGUGCGGCGGAAACAACGGCGGAACAGGACAACCUUUACGCUUCAGCAGUUGGAGGAGCUGGAGACGGCGUUCGCGCAGACGCACUACCCCGACGUGUUCACGAGAGAAGACCUCGCGCUCAAGAUCAACCUCACGGAAGCCCGCGUACAGGUGUGGUUCCAAAACCGGCGGGCGAAGUGGCGGAAAGCGGAGCGGUUGAAGGAAGAGCAGCGGAAGCGGGAAGGCGUUGAAAUGCUUCCGAAGAGGGACCCUGCGGAUGAUAAGGGUUCAUCCGAAUGCAUGUCCCGCGGCUCCGCUGAAGCCUCCCCCGUGUCGGGCGUGGCGUCCCCCCGCGCUUCGCCGCCGGUGACGCCGGGCUCGCCGCGCCGCUCGCCGCACCGCUCACCGCACCGCUCGCCGCGGCGGUCGCCCAACAGGUCACCGAGGCCUGACAGGUCGGAGACCAGCUGUCCGUCGCCGGCGCCGUCCGUCGGCAGCGCGGGCUCCAGGGACGCCGCGCCGGAACCGCGGCCUCAGCACCACAUCUUCUCGCCUUUCGACCAUUCAAGCGCCUACCGAGCAUCGCCUGCGGCGGCGGGAGACGCGCCCCCCGCGCCGCCGCUGUUCCUCCCCCCUCACCUCAGCCACCUCUCGCAGCACCUUAACCAUCUGUCGCAACCCUUCUUCCCCAGCUUGAAAGGUUGGGGCGCCCCCUGCCCCUGCUGUCCCAAAGAGGAAGCCCGUUCAACCAGCGUGGCGGAGCUCCGGCGUAAAGCCCAUGAACACUCGGCAGCGUUACUGCACUCCCUGGCCUUCCAGUCGCGGGCGCUGCUGCCGCUGCCGCUGCACCUGCCGCCGCUGCCCAUGUCGCUGCUGCCGCACGAGCCGCCGCCGAACCAGUCGGAGACACAGAAAAAUAUAGACUAAACCCGUAACAGUCGG
This is a messenger RNA of Cydia splendana, 1470 nucleotides long. RefSeq names its product dorsal root ganglia homeobox protein (gene Drgx). Gene Ontology annotation, biological process: regulation of transcription by RNA polymerase II. Lineage: Eukaryota; Metazoa; Arthropoda; Insecta; Lepidoptera; Tortricidae. Gene Ontology annotation, molecular function: RNA polymerase II transcription regulatory region sequence-specific DNA binding; DNA-binding transcription factor activity, RNA polymerase II-specific. The coding region runs from base 1 to 1455 and encodes 484 amino acids. The record is from RefSeq and is a predicted model, not a curated record. The transcript is spliced from 10 exons.